Funneliformis caledonium is the source of this 2085-nucleotide messenger RNA. The record is from the annotation of a GenBank genome assembly. NCBI's taxonomy places the organism in Eukaryota, Fungi, Glomeromycota, Glomeromycetes, Glomerales, Glomeraceae.
GCGUUCCUCCAUGGAUUUUUCGGAAAGGACGCCGUGCGAUUUGGUGUAUCAUUUGGUGGAUUUUCGUUUUUAUGGAAGCUUAUCAAUAAUGGGUUGCGAUAUGUCAGAAAGAAAGACGAUCAUUGGAAUGGAUUUGUUGCAGGUUCCAUUGCUGGUAUUUCCAUAUUGGCAGAAAAACGAGAGAGACGAAUCUCUAUCGCGCAACAGUUAUUUGUUCGCGCGUUACAAGCUCUUUACAAUGCGGGCCACGCGCGUGAAUAUUUUCGAAUCCCUCAUGGAGACGCCUUACUUUUUAUCUUAACGACUGCACAAGUUCUUUAUGCUUAUACGAUGCGACCUAACACCAUACCAAAAGACUUUUUGAACUUUAUGAUAAUAACAGCACGCGUUCCAAAGAAAACAUUGGAUAUGAAUUUCAACUUGAGACGAAACUUGACUUUGAAUAAGGAAGACGCGAUUAACCUUGUUAAAUCAUUAAAAGGAACGAAAAAUGCCCUCGAGGUAGCCUAUAAUUUAUCCCCGCGACCAGUUACAAUUCCUUGCGAACUAGUACAUCCGAAAUUUGAUUCAUGUGUAUAUACAAAUAUUGAACGAUUUUAUCAAGUUUUUCGAAGGAUUGCACCAGUAUACGCCACACUUAAUUUCGUUCCAAUGAUAGCAUUCAAAUUCCAGCAACUUGCCAAAGAUCCCACGGCACUUAUUCGAAAAAGUACCUUCAACACGAUACGAUCAAGCACCUUUCUAGCCACUUUCGUAGCAAGUUACCAGUCUCACAUAUGCCUUCAUCGUAAUAUCAUCAAAUAUUUCAAUGUAAAGUGGGAUUCUAAAUAUUUAUACUGGUGGGCCGGAUUUAGUUCAGCACUCGCCAUUUUCAUUGAACAUAAAAACCGAAGGGCAGAUUUAGCUUUAUACGUAUUACCAAAGGCCGCAGAAUCUUGGUACAAGAUCAUGUGUCAAAAAAAUUGGAUAUUUGAAUUACAUCGAACGGCAGAUGUAUGGUUCUUUUCCGUGGCCAUGGGUAUAAUCAUGACUGCAUAUCAACACGAACCUGAGUCCUUAAGUCCAAUGGUUAACACCAUUCUACGAAAAUUUUUCGAUAAAGACUUUGAUUUAAAUAAUGAGACCAAAUUAUGGCUACAAUUUUUGUAUACUGUAUAUUCUUGGAUUUUGAUCGCAGUUUUCUUGGUGAUUACCACAUAUUUAUUUUAUCAUCGUCGGAAACAAAUCAAAGACAUGGUGAUUUAUAAUGGAUUUUAUAAAGAUACAUUUCCUUGCUACGUUAUAUUGUGGAACGUUUAUUUAUCUGUUGUAAUAUACCUGUUAGUAAUUGUUAUUCGUGGAUUACGUCUGAUAUUUUUAGCACAACCAAGUUACGCGGUGUUAGAUGCAACUUGGAGAACAAAUACCUACUCUAAUGUUGGAACAAUUUCUUUAGAUGAAUUCUCCACCAAGGAUCCAAAAAAAGAAUGUACAUUACAGUCAUGUGAUCACGAUCCUCAUUCCGAUUAUACGGUCAUACGAUCAAUGAGAGAAGAACGAUGGGUGAGAUUUUCACAAGUUCUUGGAGAUGAAUAUCAAUUUUUAAAAAGAAGAAUCCUUAGAUAUUAUUAUUAUGAAUCUAUCGAAAUCGAUAAUCUUUUGUUAAACGACAAUGCAGCGAUUUCUCAAGAUAUUUGUACACCUUGGGAUACCAAGACAUUUUUCUUUAGAUUUUUUCGCAUAUUUUUGGUCCCUUCGGCGGAUUUAGCAGUUAACGUGAUAGAUUCAACGGUACGAAACGUUACCGCAAAAGUCAAUACGGAAGAUUAUAGAUUAGAAACCGCGAAAGAAGAAGUAUUAUAUUUGUUAUAUGGACCGGACAUGAGAUGUGAAGUCGUUUAUGGACAGGACGAAAAGAAUCCCCUAUGUUUCUGUGUAGAAGACGUUAAACGAAAGUUAAAGACCAUGUGUCUGGUAAUUGAUGGCGAUGAAGCAAUGCGAUGCGAACACAUAUCGUCAAUUUUGCAUGCAUCAGUUAUUGUCUUUUUAAAAAUUUCCCCAAUAUUGAUGCUGGUCGUGUGGAUUAUGCAAUUAAAAAGAUCAUAG